This is a messenger RNA of Osmerus eperlanus (European smelt), 2273 nucleotides long. RefSeq names its product cleavage and polyadenylation specificity factor subunit 7-like. Gene Ontology annotation, biological process: mRNA alternative polyadenylation. Gene Ontology annotation, molecular function: mRNA binding. Bases 489 to 1832 code for a protein of 447 amino acids. The transcript is spliced from 9 exons. NCBI's taxonomy places the organism in Eukaryota, Metazoa, Chordata, Actinopteri, Osmeriformes, Osmeridae. The record is from RefSeq and is a predicted model, not a curated record. Gene Ontology annotation, cellular component: mRNA cleavage and polyadenylation specificity factor complex.
CGAUACCCCCAACCCCAACCCCACUUUGGGCAUCUUAGCUAACUAGCUGUGUGUUUAUUAGCUGGCUAGCUAACUAGCCAGUCUGUCUCGUAUUAUCAGAAGGUUGUGUUUUUUCAUGUGAGAACUCGUAUAUCUGUGUCACAUAUUCAUUGUAAAAGUACGUUAUUUUAUCUUGUCACUGGUGUUUGUUUACCUCUGUUAAGUUUCGUCCACGUCUACUCCUAGCUACCGCUUAGCUAACUAGCUGUGGUGUAGGAAGGGGUACGCUAGCUAGUAGCGCUUAAUCUAAACAAAAGUGUUGCCAGCUAGCCACCUGUCAUAUAUCUCAAAAGUGCUGGCUAAUAUGAAGCUGUACUCGUUUUCGUAGAUGCCAGUACCGGUGCACGUUUCAACUGUUCUUAUUUGAGUAUAAGACGUUUGUUGAACCGUUAGCUAGCUAGUAACGUAACGUGAAGAACGGUGGCUACAGUGCCGUGCAGGUUUUGGGGAUGGCGGGUACAGGUACCUCAGCCGAUGGGAACACCCAAGACCUAGAUAUCUACGAUGACAAUUUCAACCACAACGGAGAGGAUGAGAUGAAUGAUCUUUAUGACGACGUCCUCACGGGUUCUGUGAGUCGGGAGAGACUUCCUAAUGAGACCGUCCCUUCCAAGAAAGACGACAGGCCAACGAAGGAGGAAGUUAGCGCAACAUCAAUACUGAACACUCGCAGUGCUGCACCAACCAAAAGACUGGCAGUCUAUGUAGGCAACUUCUCCUGGUGGACCUCAGAUACAGAUUUGACUACCAUGGCCCAGACUCUGGGGGUCAAGGACAUUGUCGAGAUCAAAUUUGCAGAGAACAGAGCCAAUGGCCAGUCUAGAGGAUAUGCUGAGGUUGUGGUGGCCACAGAAGAGUCAUUGCAGAAAUUGCUGGAGGCGCUACCCUACUGUCAAAUGAAUGGGGAGAAGGUGGACUGUCGCUUUGCCACUCGACAGAAUCUUGCUGUGUUCGAGGCCAUGGCCAACAAACGUGUCCCCCAGCGGGCUAACUCGAAGGAGUCCACAGACUCGACAGAUAAACAUCCUUCCGCGCCGUCUCUGGAGCCCAACUCCAUCCCUCACAUACCUCCUCCCCCACACCACCUCCCCAACAGGCCCCCUCCGCUGUCCGUUCCCUUCUUCAGCCGGCCUCCUCCACUCUUUCCCCUCCUCCCACCACACAUCCCACCUCCCAGCAUGCCCCACUUGUUCCCCCCACCACCCCUCCACCUGCACAGCCAGCCGCCCCCCUCCAGCCUCCAUCUGAACCCAGCCUUCUUUCCUCCAGCACACGACAGCUACAGCACAACCUCAGCCUACAGCCGACUCAACCGGGACAGCGACGCCCCUACACCCCUGGUUCCAGAUGGGGAGUUUGAGGAGCUGAUGAACAGGAAUAGAGCCAUAGCCAGCAGUGCCAUCACCAAGGCUGUGUCUGGGGCAACGGCAGGAGACCUGCGUGUGGCCAUGGAAACACUUCUAACGGCCAUCGCUGUCAUUAAACAGUCCAGAGUGUUCGGAGAUGAGCGAUGUCAAACCCUGGUCACCUCACUUAAAGACUGCCUUGUCUCCAUUCAAGCAAACUUUGGCACCAGGAAAAGACAUCGUUCCAGAGAGAGGGAGAGAGACCGUGACAGGGAGCGAGAUCGUGAGCGGGAAAGGGACAGGGACCGAGAGGACUUCUACAGCCAGGGUUGGGAGUCUGCUGGGAUGUCACGACGACACAGAGAGCGUUCCUCAAGUGGGGAGCGAGACAGAGAGAGGCUGCGAGAACGAGACAGGCACCGGGACCAUCGAGAGAGACACCGCUAAUAGCUAGGACUUUGCAGGCUGAGACUGUUCGUCAGGCUGGGUACAGGUUGAAGCAGCUCCUACUGCUUAGAAACCUUAAAUAAUGGAGUGUAAUAGAACAGAAUUAUGGAGACAACGUGAAUGUCCGUAGCUCUCCUUGUCCCCACAAUCUGACAGAGGUCCCAGAAGAUCCCCUUUCGAUCACCUAUAUCAACAUCUCGUCCCGUUCCAGUUCUCUGUUUCAGCAUCACCUUGUCCCUUAUGUUUCUCUCACUCACUUACUGAUGUAACUAUUGUUUGAUAAAUCUUUUUUAGAGUUGUGGCAGGAAACCAUUGCUGUUCGCCACACCUGGAUGCAUUGGUUUUUUUUUAUAUAUAUAUUUUACAGUGUCAUGUAUGUUUUUCAUCUGUCCCCAUUCUUUUGUAUAAGAAAUUGAGAAAUAAAAAGGUUGUUAAAUUGAA